Molecule: messenger RNA, 1662 nt
Organism: Rhizophagus irregularis DAOM 181602=DAOM 197198
Lineage: Eukaryota; Fungi; Glomeromycota; Glomeromycetes; Glomerales; Glomeraceae
Biological process (GO): negative regulation of gene expression, epigenetic
Molecular function (GO): protein binding; histone H4K20 methyltransferase activity
Source: RefSeq, a predicted model, not a curated record
AUGGUGGUUCAAAGUAUCGCAGAUCAACAUCGUAUAAAUGGAAACGAUGCAAUCAAGAAUAAAGAUUAUAUUAAAGCUUGGGAGGAAUAUACAAAAGGGUUAAAGAUUACUCCAAAAGAUCCUGUAUUAUGGUCAAAUCGUUCUUUUGCAUGCUUAAAAGCUGGAUUUCCUGAACUUGCUUUAAUGGAUGCUUAUAGAGUUAUUACUUUAUGUGAUCAAGAUACUAUAAAGGAUAAUGAAUCAUUAAGAACAGUUUAUCAAAAAGGUUAUUUUCGUUAUGCUGAAUCUUUGGAUGCGUUAGGUUUACCACGUUUAGCUGAAAUAGCUUUUAAUAUUAUAGUAAAUGAUAAAUUAAUUAAAGAUAUUGAUCGAAAAAAAGCAAUGGAUCGUAAAUUUAAAUUAUCUAAAACUAAUUUGGAUCAAACUCGUCACAUGGCUAAAGAAGGUCAAAAAGGUUCUGGAAAUUUUAAAUUUUUAAUCACUGAAGAGGAUGUUGGAUUUUAUAAAUUUGAUGGAAAAUAUCCUUGGGAUAUUAGACCUGAUGAUCGUAUUAAAGAAUCAAAUUUAUUAAAAAUUCAACAUAAACUUGAUUUAAUUAGUGAUAAUAAAUUAAAAUUGGAUUUUGUCAAAUUUUCAAGUGAUGAUGAAAAUCCAUUAAUUCAAUUGGGUGUUAUAUCUAAAGUUGAUUUUAAAAAUGAAGAUAUUAUUAUGGAAGAAAAUCCUUUCUUAACUAUUCAUAAUCAUUAUAAUCUUAGAUGUGAUUAUUGUUUUCAUUUACUUGAUAAAAAAUCUUCAAAUAAUAAUGUUGAAUAUCCUAUUGUAUAUCCUUGUCCUAAUCUUUCAUGUGAAGAAUCUUUUUGUAAUGAAAGAUGUUAUAAUUUGGCAAAAGAUCUUUAUCACGAUGAAAUUUGUGGUAAAAUUAUUGAUGAUUUAAUUGAUUUUAUUCAAAGAAAAAGAGGUGAUGUAAGGAAUAAUAAUAUUUUAUUUAUAUUGAAAUUAUUUGCUAUAGCGAAAAAAAGAAAUAUUUGUCCUUUAGAUAUUGAAGAAAUUAAUCAUCUUACAAGAUAUCAUUCAACUCCUCAUAAUUUAGAAAAUCAUGAUUUAUGGGAUGCGGAUUUUGAAAAAAUUUAUUUGGAAAUUUUAAAAAUCUUGGAUAUUUCAAUUUAUGAUUUAAAUUUUGAUUUUUGGAUUUUUAUUACAUUAAUUACUACUCUUGCUACAAAUACUUUUGGUGGUCCUGCUAUUGAUUCAAGUGUAUAUGAUACGGCUGCUAUUUUUCCUUUAAUUUCUUUAUUUAAUCAUAAUUGUAAAAAUAAUAUUGAAGGUCAAUUAUUUUUACAAGAAUGGCCAAAAUCUAUUCAAGAUCCUAUACCAGCAGUUUAUAAAGUAUUACGUAAAACUUUACGUUCUAUAAAUUGUCAUUCUUAUAGAAUGACUAUAAUUGCCAAUGAUGAUAUUAAAAAAGGUGAUCAACUUUGUUUAACUUAUUGUAAUCCUGAUUAUAAUAAAAAUGCACGUCAUAGGCAAUUAUUAAGAACUUAUGGAUUUAUUUGUUAUUGUGAUCGUUGUAAAGGUGAAUCUGGUGGAUAUAACCCUUUACCUAUUGCUUGGUGUUUAUAUUUUCCGGAUGAUGAACGUGGUAAAGAUUUGUUGGAUAGAUAA